Molecule: messenger RNA, 6166 nt
Organism: Pogoniulus pusillus (Red-fronted tinkerbird)
Lineage: Eukaryota; Metazoa; Chordata; Aves; Piciformes; Lybiidae
Gene: ST8SIA6
Product: ST8 alpha-N-acetyl-neuraminide alpha-2,8-sialyltransferase 6
Exons: 9
Coding region: 130-1326 (398 amino acids)
Biological process (GO): N-glycan processing; oligosaccharide metabolic process
Molecular function (GO): alpha-N-acetylneuraminate alpha-2,8-sialyltransferase activity
Source: RefSeq, a predicted model, not a curated record
CGCAGGGUUGCGGGCGAGGGGCGGAGCAGAGAGCCUCUGUGGCUGCCACGGCCUCCUCCCCUUGCCCGCAGCCUCUUUAAAUACUAUGGGGCGACUGUAGCUGCGGUGGGUGCCGCCGUGGAGCGCAGCAUGCGGGCUGUCAUCGCCUUGACCACGGCGCUGGGGAGCCUGCUGCUCGGCGGCUGCCUCCUGCGCCUGGGCGGCCAGCAGCCCCUCCGCGGCAGGGGCUGGGAGCAGGACGCAGCAGUAGCCGCCGUCACGCCGAGAGCGGCGCGAUCUCUCCGGUCUCCCGCAACGCCGCUGUCUCACAGGCAGAACAGAACAACGGCUAGUAAAAGUGGAAUUUACCAGUUUGAACAGGAAUCAAAAUGCAAGGCAAUUCAGGACAACCUUUUGUCAUCAUCCAUCAAGAAGAAAAGAUAUCCAGAAGAUUUCUAUCUUCACAUAGUCACAAAGCUGCAGAACUGCAGCUGGAUGAGGAGCCCAGAGGACUCUACGAAGUUCAGGUCAGAAUUAGCAUCUUGCUGUGAUGCAGUUCACAAUUUUAUUGCUUCUCAAAACAACACUCCCCUGGGAAGCAACAUGAGUUAUGAAGUGGACAGUAAAAAGACCAUUCUCAUUACCGAGGACAUUUUUAAGAUGCUGCCCGUGACCUCUGCUCUCUCAGUAUAUCCCUUCAAGACCUGUGCUGUGGUUGGAAACGGAGGCAUCCUGAAAAAUUCCAGCUGCGGAGCAGAAAUCGAUCGCUCUGACUUCGUGUUUAGGUGCAACCUCCCUCCAACCACAGGGAGCAUCAGCAAGGAUGUUGGCAAUAAAACAAACCUGGUGACUGUUAAUCCAAGUAUCAUAGCUCAGAAAUACAAUAAAUUAAAUGAGAAGAAGACAGAAUUUCUGGAGAAUAUUGCAGUCUAUGGAGAUGCUUUCCUCUUGCUGCCAGCGUUUUCCUUCAGAAGCAACACAGCCACUUCUUUCAAAGUGUAUCACACUCUGCAAGAGUUCAAAGCAGCCCAAAGGGCACUUUUUUUUCACCCUGCCUACCUGAAGAGUCUUGCCCAGUUCUGGAGAACUAAGGGUGUGAAGGCAUACCGGCUGUCGUCUGGGUUCAUGAUCACUAGUGCUGCUCUGGAGCUGUGCGAGGCGGUGCAGCUCUAUGGCUUCUGGCCUUUCUCCAGGUCCACGGAGAAGAUGCCGAUCAGCCACCACUAUUACGACAACCAGCUGCCUAAACCAGGCUUCCAUGCAAUGCCCAAAGAGUACAACCAGAUUCUUCAGCUUCAUGGCAAAGGCAUUUUGAAGCUGCAGAUUGGUAAAUGUGAAUCAGAGUAAGCAGCUCCCUCAGGCCUCGAUGAGAGCAGAAGGAAAGCUCAGUACCAGGGCCAGACACUGGGACCUUUGAGCAAUGCUGCAGCAGCUCUGCUGACCUGAAGACUGACUGACCUGAAGACCUGCUCCUCUCUGUUCUCAAGGCUCUUGGUGACUUGUGUGGAGCACAGGAAUGACAAGAAGUGCCUGGAGGAAUUGUUAACCUUUGCUAUGGGUACUCUGAGCUUCUGAAAGAACAAAAAUAGGCUCUAUUAGCCUUUAGAUGAAGAACCUGUUUUUACUGUAGCCUUGCUCCAGACACAGAGUGAUUCUGAGGGGAAGUUGCAUCCACUUCACUGCACAAGAGUGCAGAGCUUUAUCACAUCUACCGCUGCUGUGUGCUUGGUGACUGAGUCAUGCUCAUCUGUGCCCAGGCUGGGCAAGCUGCUGGCAGUGUUUCUGUCUGACAGGGCACAGAUCAAGUGACCAAGGCUUGCUGAAGUACACUCAGGAAAAGGGGAGAGGAUGUUUGCUUGGCUUUCUGAAGAAAUGAUUUCUCAUUUAUUUUACACCUGUGCCAGGUUAACGAUGAAUAAAUGGUGUUUGUACCUGGCUGGGGGUGGUUUAUGACACUUGGCAAGUGUCAGCAAGACUGAGCCAAGUGUGGUUUUGAUUGAGGAUUCUUGAACAAAGGUUAGGAAGGGCCUUUGCAUUCCCUCUACUUCAUGUGAAGGAACGUCAUUUGUAAGGGCCUGUGGGCCUCCAGUGCUGUCAGAGGCUGUGGAAUGGGUUUUGAGAUGAAAUGGUUUGCUAAAGAUAGAAGCACUGACAACAUGCUGAUAGCUCCCCUGCCCCUGUGCAGAGCCUGGCAGCAUCCUCGCACUGACUGCCUCUCAGCAGCAGUAGAUGGAAGCCUGCCUGGCUGCUUUUAGCCCUUUUUCUCCCCCACUUCUCUGCCUGCUGUGGAGCACUGUGUAGUCCUGUUGGGUCUGGUAGGGAGGUUGUAAGCUGUGAACCAGACUGUGUGAUGCUUGCAGUAUAGUCAAACAUACUGCAGAUGGCUUUGUCUCAAGGCAGGCACUAUGGUGGGAUUGCCCAGCUGGAGGUGCUAAGAUUAGGCUGUUGUCCUGCAGAGACUCCAGCUGCAGCGGGUGGCUGCACAGUCCAGUCCUUGUUCCUGCACUGCACCCCUUCCUUUGUGCCAUCGCUGCCUCAGAUCCAGCACUGAGCUGCUUGGGCACACGGAACUGGCAAGAACCUGGCAUGGCAGCAGAGAGAGAAAGCUGAUUCAGGCCAGCAAAGCUGGUGGAAUUUCAUAGCCAGAGCACAGGAGGAGGUGAGCCCAUGCAGGUGGGACCACAGGGAUACAGCAGGGGCUGUUCAUUCUCUGAUGGCUAUUGGACAGGCCCAGCAGUCCUCUGGAACCUGAAUCAAGACAGGAACAUCACAUCUUUGUAGGCCUCCCUGGUUGGAGGGGAGAGAUGGGCUCCUGAAAGGAGGGCCAGCAGAAUGGGUGCUUCUCUGGUGGGCAGGAGUCCACCCCUCCCCUGACAGAAGGCAUUAAGGACUCUAGAUACCUUAGAACUUUAAGUACCUCCACUGCUUGAUCAUUGCUUCCCUUCUCUCUGUCUUAUCACAGUCACUUUAACAAGCUGCUCACCAGCACUGGGUUCAGAAAAGACAAAUCUGAAACAGCCUUUCACUGUGAAUACUUCUCAGUUUGCUGCCAGGAAGCCUGCACACACUUGCUGCUUGUUCAGCACACCUCUGCUAUCCCAGCAUCUCCAAAAGCAUCUGCAGGGAGCAGAGCUGCACAGGGGCUGGUAGUUCUCAGCCCAGUUAAUCUCUCUUUUCUUCUCUUGCCCUUGUAAGGCAGUGAGAUGUGGUGGAAUCGUAGAAUGGCCACAGAAAGAUCACCUAUGUCUAGCAUAGUGCCCUGCUUGAAAGGUGAAAGCCUCUGCCCUGUGUGAUGCAGUGAAAGAAAGUCACUGCUCAUGGUGACAGCACUGCUGUGGGCUGCCCAUGGUACCAGCAAAGCCUUCCUGUUGCCCUGUACUGUUUGAUCUGAUCUCUGGCAGCUGUCUGGCUUGGUCACUGCUCUGGGUGAACUGGGCACCCAGACCUCCAGCCUGUGCAAACUCAGUGGUGGAGCUACAGCUUCAUGUGUUAGCUUAGGAGUAAAGCACAUUUGACCUGGAGAUCCUUCUCUGUCCUGUCACUUGCUCUCAUGUGACUGAUCUGCAAAGUGAGGUCCUGCAGUGGCUCCUUCAAGGACUCUGAUCCACAAAGAAUACUUCCACUCGUGUAGGGGAGCCUGUGCCCAGGGCCCAGGGCCGCUGUGUGGAGUGCUGUACUUGGAGGCAGCUUUACUUCAAGCAGCUCAUAGCCACUUGUCUCAUGCUCUGAAGCAGCAGGCUUCUUGCUUAAAUAUACCUCAGUGUGAAAUGUUCACAGCCAGGGCAUCCUUCCUGCUGCGGUGCCUCAGGAGCUGAUCUCUUCCAUCUCUAGGUCUAGUAGCCAAGAAGGAUGACAAAGGGAUGUGUGUGUACCAUAGCAAGCCUGGCUCUGCUAGGCUGGGAUUCAGUCAGCACCCUUCUCUGAACUUCUGGGCACACAGGGUUCAAAGGCUGCUGGUCUGCCAGGGGAAAUCAUGUGGGCUUCUCAGCUGCACUGCACAACAAGUGGGCAGAUUGAUAUUUAUUGAGCUGUGCUCCAGAUUUUCAUAAAGUAUUUCUUAAUUGGCUCUCAAUUAUCAUAAUGGUCAAGUAGAGCAUGAAACAAUCCGAGAGAUGACACUAAACAAAAGAACUGCUUCUGUUCUUCAGUGGUCUCCCUCCACAGAGCUGCAUCUCAGAACCCCUUCCUGGCUGAGCAGGUCAGCUCAGGUCACUGGGCACCCGCUGUGCACCAGCCAGGGCAGCAGCCUGCCAGCACCUCCCAGUCUCCACCAAACUCAAGCAGUAUUUCAGUGGUGCACAGUACAGGACAAGGAACAAUGGGUACGAGCUGGAACCCAGGAGGCUCCACCUCAACAUGAGGAGAAACCUCUUUGGUGUGAGUAUGCUGGAGGCCUAAAGCAGGCUGCCCAGAGAGGUUGUGGAGUCUGCAGACUUUCCAAACCCACCUGGAUGUGUUCCUGGGUGAAGCUGCUCUGGCAGGGGGGGUUGGACUGGAUGAUCUCUGGAGGUCCCUUUCAACCCCUUAACGUUCUGUGAUUCUGUGGUGAGAGCUGAGGACAGUGGGAGGGCAUCAGCCAGAGACCAAGGAGAAAAUGUAGUACUGUAAGGUGUGAAACCUGGCCUGGAUCACAUCCCUCUGUGUCAAAGCUAAAGCUGCUCUGCAGUGGCAGGUGUUGGCAGACAGUGGUUUAAGUCUGGCUGUCCAGUACCAGAAGGAGUGGCAUCCUGAUGUGUCUAGCAGGUCAACAGUCAGCAAGUCAGGACUGUCUUCUGCUAAAGCCUGAGGCAGCUUCAGCAGUACAUCAGUGUUUCUUGCUGCACCCAGCCCUGCUGUGUCUUGCCUUUUUUAACAUUCCUCUUUUCUCCAGUGAGGGAGAAACCUCAGCAUGGUGGAAGUGUGUAACGAUCCUACCUUGAAUUCAUGGAAUCGCAGCAGGAGGCCACCAGAAUGAACAGUGCUGGUGGCAGUGCCAGGCUGGUCUAACCUCUAAGAGAAUGGCUGGGGUUAGAUUGCCAGUUAUUCAGUGCAGCCCCUGCCAGAAGCAGAUUCCUUGCAGCCACCUGCUAUGCUGCUUAGCUCAUGGCUCAGCUGGGAGGUGAUUCCCUGGAAACACCUCCUCCUUGUUGUGUUUGUUGCCAGUGCUUAUGGUACAAACCCACACUUAAAUGCUGGUGGAACUGAGGUGCAGCCACUGGUGUCUCUCCUGUUUGGUAGCACAGUUUGUGUUGUAGCUCCGUGUGCAUUCCCUGUGUUAAUCUGCUCGAUGUUCUUUGCUUUGCAUAUCCAAUUAAAAUAAUUUUUAAAACUCAUUAUGUUUUAUGAUACAAGAGGAAACUGCAGGGGAAGCUGCAUGGUGCCUGCCUGGACACCAGUGGUACAAUCCCAAAUGUCCUUUAAGGAUGUCUGACAGACUCCCAAGGGUAUUUUUGAGUCAUUUGGACACUUGAUUCUGAGAUUUACCCUUCUGAGGUGGGUCUAAGAGGUCACCUUUGCUUUUGAUAGAGUUCAAGGUCUGCAGAUGAGAACCUAAGUGAACCGAGGUGUUCCACGCAGCACUGCUCCUAAGGGCUGGCACAUGCUGGGGGGUUCUUCUCAGCCUGGUCCAUGUGCCAGUGUGUAACUCCAUAAUGUUUCCAUGCUAGCUUUUGCCUAGAGCUGUCAUUGUCCCCUAAAACGUGGAUUGUUUGCAUUCAUUUUGGGCCUGUUCUUUUCAUUGCUGCUAUCCAAGCAGAGCUGAUGCCCCUUGGAGCUGGUACAGUUGUGCUCCUCCACACGCACCAAGCUCUGCGUGGAGCUGCUAGGGUAGGCUCUGCUGCCGCUCUUUUCAAGCACCUUCUCUUGCACACUCAACACUGAACUUCCUUCUGGUUGCAGAGGUGAACAGCCCAACACAGAGGUGUCUGCAGCAUUUAGGGGCAGGCAGGAGGAGCCUCUCGGCCAUGUCUGUGCUUUUAUUGCAGAAAACCAAGAUGAAUUUGUUGGUCAAAUUGUUGAGUCUUCUGUUCUGGUUGGUUUAACUUGUCCUUCGUUUCCAUGUUUUAAGUGCCUAAUGGUUUCUUGUCAAGAAGGCAAUGGUUUCACUGUUACUGUUCAAAGGUGUACUUAGACUUCUACACUUGUUACUUGUUCUGUAAUAGACUAUUUUCGCAGUUUCUGUUUGGAAAUAAAGACUUACUAGACAUAA